This is a messenger RNA of Ctenocephalides felis (cat flea), 1311 nucleotides long. Its product is annotated as probable tubulin polyglutamylase TTLL1. The coding region runs from base 1 to 1311 and encodes 436 amino acids. The transcript has 9 exons. Gene Ontology annotation, molecular function: tubulin binding; tubulin-glutamic acid ligase activity. Gene Ontology annotation, cellular component: cilium. NCBI's taxonomy places the organism in Eukaryota, Metazoa, Arthropoda, Insecta, Siphonaptera, Pulicidae. Gene Ontology annotation, biological process: protein polyglutamylation; microtubule cytoskeleton organization. The record is from RefSeq and is a predicted model, not a curated record.
AUGACAGAAUCUAAAAGAGCUACCACAGCUAACCCGAUGUAUGGCAGAGUGGCCGCACCUUCAUAUGCCGAAAAGGUGCGAUUAGCUUUUUGCACAGACACCGAUAAAUCAGUAAUAGUUAAUAACUGUGAAAAAAGAGGAUGGAUUCAAGUUAGCCCAGACGACGAUUGGAAUUUCUAUUGGUCCAGCAUUCAGACUCUGCGUUCUCUAUACAGUGUGGAUAGCGGAUACCGUCUUCAUGAUAAUCAAAUCAUAAACCAUUUUCCUAACCAUUACGAAAUAUCGCGGAAGGAUUUGCUUGUGAAGAACAUAAAACGUUACCGAAAGGAAUUGGAACGCGAAGGUUCUCCUCUUGCAGAAAAAGUGGAAGUCAAUACCCCAUGUUUUCCUUUGGGAACGCGAUAUUUGCAUUUGGAUUUCAUACCAGUCACUUUUGUCUUACCAGCAGAUUAUAAUAUGUUUGUUGAAGAAUACAGAAAAUCUCCUCAGAGUACCUGGAUUAUGAAACCAUGUGGUAAAUCACAGGGAGCUGGAAUAUUUCUCAUAAAUAAAUUAUCUAAAUUAAAAAAAUGGAGCAGAGAAGCCAGGACGCCAUUUCAUCAGCUCACAAAGGAAAGCUAUGUAAUAUCCAGGUACAUUGAUAAUCCUCUACUAAUUGGUGGUAAAAAGUUUGACUUGCGCCUGUACGUACUGGUGACCUCAUUUCGUCCCCUUAAAGCAUACCUUUUCCGAUUGGGUUUCUGUCGUUUCUGCACCGUAAAAUAUGACACCAGUGUCACCGAAUUGGAUAAUAUGUAUGUUCAUCUAACUAACGUUAGCGUCCAAAAACACGGAGGGGAAUACAAUACUAUGCACGGAGGAAAAUGGUCAGUUCAAAAUCUAAGAUUAUAUUUGGAAGCAACUCGAGGAAAAGCUGUUACUGAUAGAUUAUUUGGAACUAUAUCUUGGACUAUAACACAUUCUUUAAAAGCAGUUGCACCAGUUAUGGCCACAGACAGGCAUUGUUUUGAAUGCUAUGGAUAUGAUAUUAUAAUUGAUAACCAACUUAAGCCAUGGUUAAUAGAGGUCAAUGCGUCCCCUUCAUUAACAUCAACUACCGUCAAUGAUAGAAUUUUAAAAUACAAGUUGAUUGACAAUAUUAUGUCAGUAGUGUUACCCCCAGAUGGAAUACCAGAUGUCCGGUGGAAUAAAAUACCCAGUCCAGACAAGCUUGGUAAUUUUGAAUUAUUGAUUGAUGAGGAAUUAGCUGCAUUGGAAGCUUCCCAAGAAGCAACACCCAAUGUUAGGCAACGAAGUUCAAGAUGGAAAUAA